Messenger RNA from Cylicostephanus goldi, 207 nucleotides. NCBI's taxonomy places the organism in Eukaryota, Metazoa, Nematoda, Chromadorea, Rhabditida, Strongylidae. The record is from the annotation of a GenBank genome assembly.
AUGAGCCAGCAAGACGAUAUUAACUACCAAUUAGAAACUUUAGCCAUCCGUACUGGUCACACCCGUAGCUUUGAGGAAGCUGCCGCAAAAUUUUCAGGCCAAGAGCCGGGUAAUAUCUACUCUCGCUUUACUAACCCGACCGUUGCCAUGUUUGAAAAGCGUCUGGCUGCUUUAGAAGGUGCAGAGCGCGCCGUUGCCACCAGUUCA